AUGAGUUGGCCAUCGUUACCAGCUCGAGCAGGCUACCUUGCGCUCAAGAACGGCCGACGAAGGAAUGCGUUGUCUCUAGCCGUCCUGAGAGACCUACGCGACCAGCUUCAUGCUUACAACACAUCACCACUGGAUGGCAGGCUGAGGUUUCUGCCUCCAUUCAAGCCCGAAAUCCUAUCACAACUGGAGACAGCAGCGAAAGAUCUGAGAUCCGACACCAAUAAAGAAUAUGGCUGGCUCCUUCAUUCUACUGAAUGGCUGGAACAUCGUCAGGGGCUGCCGAAAGUGAUUGUGCUACGAAGCGAAGGCUCCGUGUUCUCGUCGGGUCACGAUCUCGGUGAACUACGAACCCUAAGCCACGACGAGGUCAAAGAAACAUUUGCACUCUGCGCAGAAGUUAUGUCUCUGAUUAGAAGGUCUCCUGCACCGGUGAUCGGAGUCAUCCAAGGUUUAGCCACCGCAGCAGGAGCCCAGCUUGCAUUUACAACCGACCUUCCCGUUGCGUGUGCCUCUACUCAACUUCGACUGCCCGGGGCGUCCAUCGGUCUACCCUGUACCUCUCCGUCCACCGCGGUAUCUCGACGGCUGGGCCAUGCCUUCACGUACAAGAUGCUGGCAUUGGCGGAGCCUGUGCGGGCUGAUCAGUUACCUGGCGGAGCGGUUGAGGUCGUGGCGGACGACGCAGCGCUUGAGGACAGGGUCGCUGAGAUGGUUGGCCAACUGGCUGAAAAGACUGCAGGACAAUCUCAAGCACUAGGCAAGUGGGGAUACUGGACACAAGUGUCGCUGACCGGGCGCGAGUCGGGAGGCGACGGGUAUGAAGAUGCCGUGGCAUGGACUGGGAGGCUCAUGGCAUUGCAUGCGCGAUCGGAUGAUGCGCGGGAAGGCAUAGAUGCUUUUUUCGAGAAACGAGUGCCUGAAUGGAAGACAUGA
Capronia coronata CBS 617.96 is the source of this 933-nucleotide messenger RNA. RefSeq lists its product as uncharacterized. The record is from RefSeq and is a predicted model, not a curated record. The transcript has a single exon. The coding region runs from base 1 to 933 and encodes 310 amino acids. NCBI's taxonomy places the organism in Eukaryota, Fungi, Ascomycota, Eurotiomycetes, Chaetothyriales, Herpotrichiellaceae. Gene Ontology annotation, molecular function: hydro-lyase activity.